AUGGCAAAAUACAGGCCCCUUUUGGCAGUAAGGCCAACGCGAUGGCGAUUGGGUGCUCCAACAACGUCAAUUCCAGCUUGGGCACAUCCAAAAAAUAAGAAUAAAAAUUUGAAUAUUAACGAUGACAGCUCUAAUGAAAGCAUUGAAGCAGAUCCUGUUAUAAGUGGUACUCCUGGUGCUACUGAUAUUUCAGUUACAGAAAACGAAACGAUAAUGAAAAUGAUAACGGAGAUUAGUAAUCAUGACACAAGUCAAAACCGUAGUGGCAAUGCAUUUAUGACCACUGAUCAAAUUAUAAAUACUUCAGAGGUCGCAAGUCAAACCUUUAGUGACAAAGGGGUUAUGACCACUACUCAAAUUCCAAAUACUUCAGAAGUCGCAAGUCAAACCGUUAGUGACAAAGGGGUUAUGACCACUACUCAAAUUCCAAAUACUUCAGAGAUUGUAAAGUCUGUAAAUAACACUCGAUAG
Messenger RNA from Parnassius apollo (apollo), 471 nucleotides. NCBI's taxonomy places the organism in Eukaryota, Metazoa, Arthropoda, Insecta, Lepidoptera, Papilionidae. The record is from the annotation of a GenBank genome assembly.